This is a messenger RNA of Parastagonospora nodorum SN15, 322 nucleotides long. RefSeq lists its product as hypothetical. Gene Ontology annotation, molecular function: structural constituent of ribosome; zinc ion binding. NCBI's taxonomy places the organism in Eukaryota, Fungi, Ascomycota, Dothideomycetes, Pleosporales, Phaeosphaeriaceae. Gene Ontology annotation, biological process: translation. The transcript has 3 exons. The record is from RefSeq and is a predicted model, not a curated record. The coding region runs from base 59 to 235 and encodes 58 amino acids. Gene Ontology annotation, cellular component: ribosome; cytosolic small ribosomal subunit.
GACGACCUUCUUCAUCUCUAACGAAUUAACAACAAAUUCGCCCAAUCCUAUCAUCACGAUGUCGCAUGACGCGGUGUACUACUCCCGCCCACGCACCUAUGGCAAAGGCUCGCGCAGCUGUAUCGUAAACGGCGAAAAAAAGAAGUCGGGUCUCAUUCGCAAGUACGGGCUUAAUAUGAGCCGUCAAGCGUUCCGCGAGAAGGCGGCGGACAUGGGUUGGGUCAAGUACCGUUGAAGCAUUAUAUGAGACAAGCUUGGUGUGAUUCAUUGUAUCUCAGCCAUCCAUCUAGCCGUAUCACAAUCUAUCCAGUCCACAUGCAAA